Aspergillus melleus is the source of this 753-nucleotide messenger RNA. RefSeq lists its product as uncharacterized. The transcript has 3 exons. Bases 1 to 753 code for a protein of 250 amino acids. NCBI's taxonomy places the organism in Eukaryota, Fungi, Ascomycota, Eurotiomycetes, Eurotiales, Aspergillaceae. The record is from RefSeq and is a predicted model, not a curated record.
AUGGCCGCUCCCCGAUCGACGUCGUUGCGUGCUUUGCGUCUGCUGUCUCAGCAGCACGCCGCUACCCCCAGCAUUCGCCGAGGGUUACACAUCACUGGUGCCAACUCGGCCCAGCCGGCCAAUGUCUCGGAUAAGAGCACUUUGUAUGCUGCUCGCAGUCUGUCCGACCUCAAGAGCGAGUGCCAGAGAAGAUCUUUGAGGGCCAACGGUAGCCACCCCGAGCUCGUUGAGCGUCUUGCCAACCAUGACUUCCUUCAGUCCCGCGCCUUCAGCAUUGCCAUGCGGAGAAUUAAUGGCAGCUCCACUUCCGAGAAAACCUCGGGUCGGCAAUUUAAUACCUCUCGUGCUCAGAAGGCCGUGAAUGACUCAUCUACUGUGGACUUUGCCUACCUGCCGUCCCUGGCGGAUAUUGACCCUCCUGCACCUCGCGCCGAUCUGCGCAUCCCGGUUCUUCCCGACGCCUACAACCACCACGAGACCGUCCAGAGCACCAGCUCGCCGAUGCGACCCCAGGUCUACACUGUAUCCGGGGAAGGAGCCGACGUCUCCGUCAGUCCGAUGACGGAGGUCGUGGACAACCACUCGGUGGACAUCGAUCCGUUCUCUUUGACAGAAGCGGUGGGCAAGUCCCGCUUCGAGGCCGGCCUGGAACAACAGAAGAAGUCCGGCGAGCCGGGAGUUGUUCGAGAAUUGUGGACGGGGAUGUGGGAAGACAUCUUCAGUCCUAAACAGUCGAGUCAUCAGAAGCAGUGA